AUGCAAAGGAGGGGUCAGAAUUUCUUAGAGCUGCUGGAUGAUGUUGAAAGAUUUAUCUUCCGCCCUUACUGUGUUCUACCGGAGGGAUUUAAAUGUAUGCCCUUCUAUGCUGACUCUUAUGAUCUAGUUGGGGCCCCAGUAAUGACAGUACAAGGACGUCAAUUACGAAGGGAAGCGUUGCUAAGCGCUGCGUGCCCUCCUUUGCCUACACUAAGCGACAACCACCUUGAAAUUUCCGUGCAUUAUUCACCUUACCAAGUCAUACGGCAGUUUGUAUUUAAUCAAGGUGUGCCUCUCAGUCCUAUCCACGGAGAGCCCUCUUCACUGCACAGAAUCUUUUGGACUGAGGACCAUGUACCGGGAGAUGGCAGACCUUUUGCCCUUGCUUUGGCCAAUAGAGAAUGUGCUGGCGGUCUCUCAAAAGCCUACCAAAGCUACUGGAAUCGUUGCUUUGCUGCAUUUAGCCGAUUCCACGCUGCCCAUUGCGAUCGAUUACUUCCCACCAUAGUCCAUCAUGCCCGCUUAGUGUCGGAAGAGAAAGCAAUUUCCUUGAGUGAGAAAUGGAAUCUGCCUUUUACUUCCAAAAGCGGAGAGAUUGUUGGUGAUUUUUCGAAGCUAAAGCGGAAGUUAGAGAAAUCGGGUUCUCAUAGCACUGGGAAAAGUGCUGCACAUGGGAAACGGAAGCAAGAGGAAAGCUGCAGCGUCGAGAAAAGCCAAGCUAGCCUUUACCGCAGCAACAGGCAAGCAGCACCAAGGGCUUUGUCUCAUCACAGUACUCCCCAAAAUAAAGGCAAGGGUCGAAGCAUGCGCAUUCUCGAAACACGGUUUGCCAAUACCCGCAAGAACAAAGGCGAAGAUGCGGGACCCAAAGUAGUGGUAACGGUUGAUGAUAAUAGUGAUGAUGGUAGCGAUGAAAGUGGUGCUGCGGAGACUGAGAUUAGCACCCACAAGCAAGAGAGCACUCACAAUACAAGUGGCAUGGAUGAGGACCUUGAUGAAGACCAAUACUAUAGUCAUGAUGAAGACACAUAUCCGGACUUUGGCACUAACUUGGAGGAGCCCGACGCCUCAGAUACACCUCCUGCUUUGGCUAGUGACCAUGGGCAGCGUGUUGACAUUGAAUUGGUCGUGCCCACCAUUGAGGACACGACAGGUGCCUCAUCGGAGGCUGGUUUUGCCUCUCCCGCUACUGUUGCUGAUGUUGUCCUAAGCCUUCUGGCAGUGCAGCCUCCUUCUUCUCCUCACCUGGGCACUCCUGACAUGGCUGCCGACGCCUCUCCGCCACUUCCAACAGUUCCUCCUCCUAUUUCUCCAAUCCUGAGCACACCUGACAUAGCUGCCAGCACCUCUCCACCACUUCCAGUGGUUCUUCCCCCUACUUCUCCAAUCCUGAGCACACUUGACAUAGCUUCCAGCAACUCUCUGCCACUUCCAGCAGUUCUUCCCCCUACUCCUCCAAUCCCGAGCACACCUGACAUGGCUGCUGGCACCGUUCCACUUCUUCCAACAGUACUACCUUAUACUCCUCUUAUCCUGGGUACACUUGACAUGGCUGCCGGCGCCUCUCCGCCACUUCCAGCAGCACAACCCUUUGCUGAGAUUAUUGACAACAGUCAUAGGAAUGGUGAUGCUUUUAUCGCAGGUGCCCUUGUGUAUCGAGAGACGGUUGAGGCCUUGAAAAGGUUUAUAAACAAAUACGAAGAUUUGAUGGAAGCUACAGAUGUCACCUCCUCUUUCUCAAGGUGCACUGCCCUCCGAGCCCUUGGCCUAGUACUUCACGGGAUGGACACCAUGCAACUCCUUGAUAUUACGGACCACAAACUACUCUGUUGGCGAGAUGUAAUAUGUGAGGCCAUGAUUCUGGGCUUUCGCGUGGAAUUUCUUCUCAAACUUGUGAAGAACUUAGCACGUGCUGUCUUUGGAGCACGGGCCAUUCAUAAAGGAAAAUAUAAAAGUACGGGGCAUAAAGUUAUCUUAGCAGUAGUAGAGCUUGAGCCACUUCCUGUUGAUGGGGUCCGUCAGCGUGCCUUCUUUGACAGAGACCAAGCGAUAAUAGCCGCUGCUGUAAACUUCUUUGACUGCAAACGGGCCUUCCUAUUGCGGCGCAAACUUGGAAGGUCCCGACACUUGUCUUCUCACAUGCUCCACGACUUUUAG
Molecule: messenger RNA, 2157 nt
Organism: Prunus armeniaca (apricot)
Lineage: Eukaryota; Viridiplantae; Streptophyta; Magnoliopsida; Rosales; Rosaceae
Source: the annotation of a GenBank genome assembly